AUGAAUGACGUAAAACAGAUACUAAUCGAUGAAAUAAGGAGGAACUUGGCUUAUACGAAAUUACCAGGACCAAUAAUGAGUUUAAAAGACAUUUUAACAUUAAGCCAAGAACAGGAAUCUCAAUUUAACAAAGAAGUUCAUGAUUUAGGGUUACAUGUAAAUAGUAUCCAUCAUAACCCAACCCCAUCAUUUUUAUAUGAAAUGGCUUUAAAAUAUGAAAAAAAUUCAUAUAUAACAAGUACAGGAGCAUUGUGUUGUACAUCUGGUGAAAAGACAGGCAGGUCACCAUCAGAUAAAAGGAUUGUAAAAGAGAGUAGUUCCGAAGAUGAUAUAUGGUGGGGUAAUGUCAAUAUACCAAUAAAAGAGAAAUCUUAUGAAAUAAACAAGAGUCGAGCUAUAGAUUAUUUAAAUUUACAGCCAAAUUUAUAUGUAAUAGAUGCAUAUGCAGGUUGGGAUGAAAGUUGUCGAAUAAAAAUCCGUGUUAUAACAUCUCGAGCAUAUCAUGCAUUGUAUAUGUUAAAUAUGUUAAUACCACCCAAAACAGAAGAAGAAAUUCAAAAUUUUGUACCAGACUUUAUUAUAUAUAAUGCUGGUGAUUUUCCAUCAAAUAGAUUAACAGAAGGUAUGUCUAGUAAAACAUCAGUGAUAUUAAAUUUCGGUGCAAUGGAUAUGGUAAUAUUAGGAACACAAUAUGCGGGUGAAAUGAAAAAAGGUAUAUUAACAUUAUUUAUGUAUAAAAUGCCAAAAGAAAAUAAAUUACCAUUACAUUCAUCAUGUAAUGUAGGUAAAAAAAAUGAUGUUACAUUAUUCUUUGGUUUAUCGGGUACUGGUAAGACAACACUAUCGGCAGAUUCAAAUAGAUAUUUAAUUGGAGAUGAUGAACAUGUAUGGACAGAUAAUGGAAUAUUUAAUGUAGAAGGUGGUUGUUAUGCUAAAUGUAAAGGACUAUCUAAAAGCCACGAACCUGAAAUAUUUCAAGCUAUUAAAUUUGGAGCAAUAUUAGAAAAUGUUAUUAUGGAUCCUAUAACUAGAGAUGUAGAUUAUAAUAAUUGUUCAAUUACUGAAAAUACUAGAUGUGCUUAUCCAUUAUCUUAUAUUGAAAAUGCUAAAAUACCUGCAUAUAUUAAUAGUCAUCCAAAAAAUAUAAUUCUUUUAACAUGUGAUGCUUUUGGUGUUAUACCACCUUUAUCAAAAUUAAAUGUUUAUCAAAUGAUGUAUCAUUUUGUUAGUGGAUAUACAAGUAAAAUGGCAGGAACCGAAGAUAAUAUAUUAAAACCGACAGCUACUUUCUCUUCUUGUUAUGCUGCCCCAUUUUUAGCUUUACACCCGAUGGUAUAUGCAAGAAUGUUAGCAGAUAAGUAUGAAAAGCAUAAGCCAAAUGUUUGGUUAUUAAAUACAGGAUGGAUAUAUGGUGCUUAUGGAUCAGGAAAUGGAGAAAGAAUUCCAUUAAAAUAUACCCGUUUGUUAGUUGAUUAUAUACAUGAUGAUAAACUAAACAAUAUUAAAUAUAAGCAAACUCCAAUUUUUAAUUUUAGUAUACCUGAACAUUUAGAAGGAAUUCCAGAUGAAGUAUUAGAUCCCCUUAUUGGAUGGAAAAAUAAAGAAGAUUACAAUACCAGUUUGAAAACCUUAGCUCAAGAGUUCAUUACAAAUUUCAAUUUAUAUUCAGACAAAGCAGACCCAUCUAUUUUAUCUGGAGGACCCACCAUUUAA
Molecule: messenger RNA, 1713 nt
Organism: Plasmodium vinckei vinckei
Lineage: Eukaryota; Apicomplexa; Aconoidasida; Haemosporida; Plasmodiidae
Product: phosphoenolpyruvate carboxykinase, putative
Exons: 1
Coding region: 1-1713 (570 amino acids)
Biological process (GO): gluconeogenesis
Cellular component (GO): cytosol
Molecular function (GO): ATP binding; phosphoenolpyruvate carboxykinase (ATP) activity
Source: RefSeq, a predicted model, not a curated record